AUGGCGACGGACAAGACAUGCACCUGCGUUGAGGAGCGUGCCAAGGCCGUGACGAGCCAGGACUCGCCCAGUAUCGACAUGGACUUCAUGGAAAAGGGGGCGUUAGAGGCCAACAGUGCAACCCCCUUCGAGUUCAACUUCUACGAUCGCGGGAAUUGGGGCAUCAUCCUUCAUUGCUGGUGUUCGGGCUUCGUAUCUGGAGGCUUCAGCGCCUUCCUCAUGGGAGUGGUUGCUGGCUAUUUGAAUGUCAACGCAGACAUCAUCCGAGGUCUUCAGAACAUGUCCUCGCUGCCGAAUGUCUUCUCAAUCCUCAUGGGUAUCGUGUCGGACUCCCGCCCAAUUUUCGGAUAUCGACGCCGGCCCUACCUGGUGUUUGGAUGGAUUAUGAGCACAACUGCUUACUCCAUUAUGGCUGUGAUGGGGCUCCCUGAGCCCUACUACUGCGUGGGACCGGAUGGUGACUACCUUCUUGAUCAGGAGCCCUGCAAUCCAGAUGCUGACCAGUACUAUGUGCCCCUGAUGAUCUGUCUCUUCACCGCCAACAUCGGGCUCUUAGUGAGCGGGUCUGCCGGGCGGGGGCUGAUGGUCGAGUAUGCCAAGGCAGAAGCCGAGGAGCGCCGGGGUCGAACGCAGACAGUCCUUUCCAUGGUCGGCUUGGUCGGCCAAUUCUCGUCGCUGCUGGUGGCCGGCUUCGGCUUCAACGGAAGGCUCUUCAACGGCACCUGGGAUCAACGCUACCAGCUUGGCUUCAGACAGUACGUUUCCAUCUUCGCCGUCGCAUCCCUGAUUGCCGGCUUGUUCUGCAUUCGCCAUGUUCGCGAGGGAGUAGGCGCAGAUGUCUCGCUGCGGAAGUAUUGUUGGCAAGCUUGGAGUCUCUUUGAGAGCAAGGCAGUCGCUGCUGCUGGCCUCUACUUCUUCGUAAGGGCCAUUCUCGCAAAAGUCUUUACGACUGCGAGCUUCUGGGUCAUGAUGGAAGCUCGGCUGUAA
This is a messenger RNA of Symbiodinium sp. CCMP2592, 987 nucleotides long. The record is from the annotation of a GenBank genome assembly. NCBI's taxonomy places the organism in Eukaryota, Dinophyceae, Suessiales, Symbiodiniaceae.